Molecule: messenger RNA, 10797 nt
Organism: Stegodyphus dumicola
Lineage: Eukaryota; Metazoa; Arthropoda; Arachnida; Araneae; Eresidae
Product: carbonic anhydrase 1-like
Cellular component (GO): cytoplasm
Molecular function (GO): zinc ion binding; carbonate dehydratase activity
Source: RefSeq, a predicted model, not a curated record
UACCUCGUGCUAAUGUUUACAUUUUCCUCUACAGAACUUUAAGUCGGUUACAUCUGGUUCAGCCAACGGUUGAAAACGUGCAAGUUGAAUCAUCAGUUGUCACUUAUGCAAAAAAUAUUGUAAAGGUAGUAGUUCUUCAAAAAUUAUUUUCGCGAAAUGCAUGGAAAAUGCCAUUAUUUGUUUUAUUUAUUAAUAUUUUGAUACAAUACAGACUAUAAUAAAUAUGCAAACCAUUUUAAGAAUCUUUCGUAGUGUUAGUUUUCCUGUAGUGAGUAGAACUGCAAUCCCCAAAUCCCGCUUGCACUUUAGAACUACCUCUGCAUGCUUCUUAAGUAGAUCUCACUCUUUCACACCCAAACGCCGUCAUGACUGCAUUUUACCGGACUGUGUUUGGCCUUCUAACCUACCCCCUGCUACUGAAUGGGGUUAUGGUAAAAUAGGACCGGAUACCUGGCCUUCGAAAUAUCCCGAUGCUGGCGGAAAAAAGCAGUCGCCUGUCGACAUCGUGACAUCAUCUGUCCUGCCCAAGGAAUUCGACCAGCCUUUAAGAUGGAAAUACGGCUCGGAAAAUUCAACGUCUAUAGUUAACACAGGGUGCGGCUGGCGUGUUGACGUUCACGGUAGUGAUUCUGAAUUAUGUGGAGGUCCACUAUUGCAUACGUACGAAUUAGUGCAAUUUCAUUGUCACUGGGGCAGUUCCUAUUCAUGUGGAUCAGAACACACCAUUGAUGGGAAAUCUUAUGCCGGUGAACUGCAUUUUGUCCACUGGAAUAAAGAAACGUUCCCAACCUGUGCUGAUGCUAUUCCGUCUGCAGAAGGCCUUUCUGUUGUCGCUGUAUUUUUACAGGAAGGUGAAAUGAAUUCUGAAAUUGAAAAACUGUGUGAAGUGAUACCUAGUAUUCUAGAAAAAGACCAAAGAGUAAACCUUGAGAAUGAUAUCAAUCCAGAAUCUCUGUUUCCUUCAGAGCAUUCGUACUGGACAUAUAGUGGUUCUUUAACAACUCCUCCAUGUUAUGAAAGUGUGACAUGGAUAAUUUUCAAGAAUCCGAUAACUGUAUCAGCAGAGCAGCUGAAUUGUUUUAGGCAGAUGAAAAAUGCUCGUUGUGAUGUAAAUUCUGAAAGUUCUGGCCUGGUGGAACAUAAUUAUCGUCCUCCUCAAUCCUUAAAUGACAGAGUGAUAUUUGAGAGUGUCUGCUGAGAACCAGCCCCAGAGUACAAAUCUUUAAGAACAUAUCUGCAUUAGUACAUCUGAAAUGUAUAUUAGUAAUUAAUAUAUAUUUGUCAUUGUGAACUUAACAGUCAUAUGUAAUUUUUGAUCUAAAUUUUAGAAAAUAAAUCAAUUUUGGUUAAUAAUUUGUGUAUUAGAAAAUAGAUUUAAAAUAUUUUCUUAUUUCCAUGUUGCAUCAAAAUAUUUCUAACAUAUUAAACUGCAUUAUACCAUCUGCAUUUUAAAGUAAAUAAAUUUUGAUAUGAAGCUUUCGAAAUGGCGAAUAAUUAAGGUUUCAUUUUAGUGAUAUUUAUAAUGACUACAGAAUUUCACUGGAACUGAUAUGAAUCUAUUAUUUUUAAAAAUCAUCAGAAAAAUUGUUAAUUCUAAAGGAAAGAUGAAUCAUCAAAAUAGAUACAGGUAGAAAAGUUACUAGAUGCAUUUGAAUCCUUCCCUAAGGAAUAUCAAAUUUAAGCUUGAUAUUGUUAUGAAUUUUUCUUGGUAAAUUUUCUUAAAGGAAAGUACCAUGACUUUGCUUGUAAUUGAGUUAACGUUUUUAGUAUUUGAAUUUUCUGUCUUAAAAGGGUCAGUUUUCUUCUACAUAUGGAUGCAUAUUAAUUUUAAAAGUGCUGAGGGAGAAUUAAAUAUUUUUUUUAAACCUACUUUCACACUGUACUUGCAUAGUUUUAAUGCAUGCUGUCAUUAUAGUCUUUUGAUUCCUAUAUAGUUUUAAUCAACGUCACCAAAUAUUAAAUAUGUGUGCAUUAAUUAUUAUUAUGAUUAUUUUUAUUUUUAUUUUUAUUUAAUUUUUUUACUAUGUCAUUCAUUUUUCUUGCAUUCAUAGCAGAAAACUUGAUUAAAUGUCUAUUAGUCAAAAAUAUAUAUGCAUAUAUCAAUUUUAUCACAAAAUUCAUAUGGCUAUGCUGUAGUACACAGUUGUACUCAGAAUUAUUCUGAAUAAUAAUGGGUUUAAAAUAAUUAUUUAUUUCCUUUUUGUAGUAUACAUAAAAUCCUUUAAUAUCCCUUAUAGUUUCAUAGCAUAAUAAUACUAGUAUCCAAUAGUUAAAAAUUUAUCUUCAUAAAGUUAAGUUUAUUAUGUUGACUAUCAGUCUGAUAUAUGCACAUUAUGUAAAAUUUUAACAUCUUGGGCUGAUUUCGCUCCUGUGGUUUUUGUCAGACACAAAAAUUGGUUCGAGGUUACUGCCAGUUGACAAGGCCAAUAUUGUAAAAAUUAUAUGUAGGAAAGCUUUUUGGAUGGAUAAUUGAUAGUUACUGUUUGCUUAGUACCUUUAUAAUUAUCACUAAAUAAAUAUUCCACCAAAAUUUAGCCAACUUUUAUCUGGAAUUUUCAAAAUACAUGUUAAUGUUUGUUAAUUUUCAUUAUUAUUAUGAAUUAGAGUUUUGGCAUGUAUUGGACAUAAUCAGGGUGCUUUUGUAAUAAUAAGCGAGUAUAAAUGAUGUUUAUAAUAAAUUAAUAUAUAGUCAAUAAUUAAUUAAAAGCUUUAUUAUAUUUAACAAAUAGAUGAUAACAUAGAGGAUGUUAAUAAUAAAUUAAAAUUAAUCUAUGGACAAUAAUUAAUUAAAAAAACCUUUAUUAUACUUAAUGACACAAUAUAGGUGAUGUUUAUAAUAAGUUAAAAUUAAUCUAUGGUCUACAAUUAAAUAAAAACCUUUAUAUGUUUUACAACAUGAUUACCAGUCUACAGACAUACUGUAGGUGUUACUACAGACAUACUAUGGGUGUUCUAAUCUUAUCAGUGAAGUGAAGAGCUUUUAAAUUCUAUGAUAGGGGGCAUUGUAUGGGACAAUAUUCUUUCUUAACAGAUAUAAAUGCAUGUAACCAGUAGUGUACAUUUAAGUCAAAUGCAUCCUAAUAUGGCCAGUUUGUUAUACUGUUCAGAACUUUUUAUAUUUAUUAAUGUGUUUCUUAAUGAGUAUGUAUGUACAUAUAUAAUUAUGUAAACAGUUAUGUAAUUUUUGACUUUUUACAAAGUAUUUAUAUAUUUUUGUCUGAUAAUUGAAUGAACAGUCCUAUAAUUAAUUUAAUAGUUUUCUAUAUUUUUAUGAGUAAUUGCGUAGAAUGCUGUUGAAAUGUUGCAUAAUUAUCCUGUAUUAUAAAUUGUAUACUGAUGCUUAAGUAUUUGGAUUUGUUGUUCUCGCAUUUGCAAUGUUAUAACUUUAAUGCAUAUAAUGGAACAAUAAUUAAACUGUACGAUUAAUGUGAAAUGAUGACUAGUUACUACAUUUUAUGUCUUAAUUACUUUAUUUACAUUUUAUGCCUUAAUUGCUUUAAUUUAUUAAAUGCAAAUUAGUAUAUAUAAAAUGAAAAGUAAAUUUAAAAUUUAUUUUCCAGUGUAUUAAAACUUAUUGGUUAUUGUUGUUAUUUUUAUUUUAUUUCAACUUUUUAAUAUGUACAUAUGUCUAAUUUAAUCAAUAUUAUACAUAUUGAUUAGUUUUGCUGUUUUAGUGCAAAUUGUUCUUUAAUUGAAAAUGUACUUAUAAAGUUAUCUUAUAUACUUAUAUAUAUUCUUUUGCAGUGUUUCCCAAGUUAAUGAAGGGCACAAUGCAUCUUAAUUAAUGUUAAUGUAACCUCCAUAAAAAGUUUUAGAAAAACAUUAUUUUAUUGAGACUUCAAAGAAUAAGAAUGCAUAAUUUUGAAAUUAAUUCUUAAAAGUAAAAUAGUAUAUCAAUUUCAAAACGCAGUAUUCCAAAAAUUUAUUCAUUUAUAAUCGCUGUAUUGUUUUCAGUACUUUAGUCAACAAAGGCAAUUCUAACUUUAGGUAUUGGACAAAAUCUAUCUUUUUUAUGAUUAUUCAAGCUUACAUUAUGUUUCAAACUAAGGUAUUUUAUAAUAUUUAGUUUAAAUUCUGUAUGAAUUUCUUUUUAAUUUUUAUUAUGUUCUGUUUGUUCUUAAUUCAUAAACACAAUUCAUUGCUGAAGGAAAUAUAAAUUAAUUAAUGCAAAGUGGGAUUAAGCAUAGAUAAAUACACUGUAUCCACAACAGUUACCUGGCCUUUAUUUUUGCAAUUGCUGGUUGUGGACAUAUACUUCUAAUCACAAAAUUGUUUUAAAUUAUGUGCAAAGAUUUGCAUUUUUGUAUUUUUUAAUUUAAAAAAAAAAAUAUGUGCUUUAUAGAAAAUUAACUCUUUAUACAUUCUUCCAGUCUCUUUUAUAUUUAGGAAACUUUUGUACUUAUUAUGAAAAGGAAAACACAGGUAAUUCUUCAUUUAAAAAUAGUGGAGUAAAAUUAUGCCUUGCUUGUUCAUUUCUUUUUAAAUUAUAAAAACAUUCUAUUAUCUGUGUGAAAUAUUAACAUUCUACAAUGCAUUAGCUUGGAGAAACACUUCUAUACUAAUUCAAAUCUGUUUCUAUUUGAAAUUGUUAUCAACUGUUUAUUUCCUUUGUUGGUAUCUCAGUAUAUGUCACUGGUCUGUUCUAGAUAUAUUAAACAAACUUUUUGGAUAAGGAAAAGGAGGAAAAUUAUUAUUAUAAAAAUCCUUUUGUUAUUGUUAUAAUACUGUUUAGUAUUAAAAGGCAGACAUGGUGUUUGAAAUGUGUACUGUACAUAAAUGAAGCAUUCAGAUCUUGGAUUAAGACUUUUAGAGGCCAUAAACACUUAAAAGAUUUUGGUAUCCUCUCAUAUAUUUAGUCUUGUUUUCCCCCCAUUUAUUCUUUCUCUAUUUUGGUUUUGCAGCACAUUCUAUCAUAAAACUGGCAGUGGAAAUUUUUUGUGGUGUCCCUUUCCUUGAGUUCCUAAGGACCUUUUUUGUAAUUGCUUCUUUCCGUGGUGCACAAGCACAUGCUUAUUUUGCUUAGUUGUUAAUCCAGCUCUGGAUGCACUGCUCAUGUUACUGUACAUAAGUGUUUUCUAUUGUCCAAAUUAAAAUCAGUUUUUCAGUGUUUUCUGAGGAAUCCUAUUUUUUGUUGGUGAUCGAUUUCACCAUCCUUCACAACGUUAGCCAAUUUAAUUGCUUCGUUGUUUUUUUACGGUUGUAAACACCAUUGUACUCGGCAUACGAUAUGCAGUAACCAAGUACCAGAUAUACAUGCCAUUUUCAUAUUUUUCAACAAUCUUUUUUUUUAACCUUCAUAGUGAUUUUAACCAUUUUCUUUGCUACUUGACUGUGCUCAUUAACUUUCUUAAAACUCAUUACUAAGGAAUUUAUGAAAAUUAUAUGGGAAAAAAAAACACAAAAAUGUCUUGAAAAUGCAGAAAUAUCGUGUGGUUAUUUACUAAAUAGUAGAAACAGGCAUACUUAUGUUCAUGGGCAGUCGUAAUAUCGUUUCAAAAAAGGUAAAUAAGUGUAGUUCUUGCAGUUAUGGCUCAUUGAACUCAAGCCUUAUUCCAAACAAAAGUUUCCACACCCAAACAGGACGUAUACCAAAUUGGAUGUAUUUAUUAGUGGACAUAUACCGAGGUACCACUGCGUGUUGUUCAUAAGCUGUACUUUUUUAUUUAGCGGUUCAUAGAAAACGGUAAAAUAUGUAUUUUUAUAUGAUAUAUCUAUUAUAUUGUGUAACUGAUUUUAUAUUUUUAUUAUACUGUAUAUAUUAAUCUAUGCAAAAAUUUGUACAAACAAGCUAAGUGUAAAAAAGCUUUUUCAUUUUUUUAGAUUCAUGAAAUUUUUGUGCAUGCUUUUAAAGCAUGUGUUCUAUGCAGCAUGUAACUGUAUUUAAAAUGUCUUUCUUUCAGCUUGCUGAGAAUAUUUUACUAAUUGUUGGUUUUAAAUAUUUUUUGUAACUAUUGCCUCCUAGGAAUUUUACAAUUUAACUAAAAUUUCUUCUCAAUAAUGUUUUUCUUAGAACUUGUAGUAAAUAUAAUGUUUAGUUUUUAAUGCACAAAACUAUAAUUUUCCUGUACAAUAAUUGGAUUUAAUUGUGCUAAAGUUAUUGAGCAUUUAACUGUGAUUGAGUUUUUAUAUUCUCAGUGCAUCAAAAUGUUCAUUUAUCGUAAUAAGGGGUCUUUAAUAUAGAGAAUAUGAAAUGUGAUUAGAAAAAUAUUUCAAAGAAAUAUGUGUCAUACCGUUUAUUAAUAAGAACAGGAUAUCGGAUUUCUUAUUCAUGUUAUAGGUAUUUGAUGCAGUUCUAAACGCAUAAUAUUAAUCACAUGUGAUUUUCAUAUCUAUAAAAUUCGUUGCGAAAUCUUCAUUACUCAAUUCAGUUAUGUAGCAUAUUUUAAAUUGUAUCUUAAUUAAUGUAAUUUAGUAAAAAGUACACAUUCAUUAUUAGAUUAUGAACAUAGAUACCAAAAUAUGUUUUCAUUAUACACUAACAAAACUAAAUGGAAAUACUUGCAUAACAAACAGUUGUAUAAAUUAGUUUCAACCAUAAAAAAAUUGAACUUAAAAAAAAAAAAAAUCUCUUCUGCUAUGAACAUUAUACAAGUGUACUUAAUUUUGAAUACAGUAGUAAUCUUUCGUUAAAUGUUUGAAUGUCACCUCAGAAAUGCUAUAGAAUGUUUAAAAAUCUAGUAUAUGUAUUGUAUAGAAUGUGUAAUAUGUUAUCGAUAACAUUUCUAAGAAACUCAAGAUUACGGAGAGUUUUUUAAAAUCUAUUCAGAGUGAUAUCGCAUGGUCACAAUUCACUGUUUCCAUCAAUAUUCCACUCCAGUUAACACAUCAAAGAAAAUGAUUUUUAAUGACGACAUCAUUCUUUUCUUCUAUAGCGCUACACAAUCACUACUCUAGCACAAACCAAGACAUUUGCUGAAGGGGUCAUGUCUGUACUAUGCACAGAACUUUCUUGCUAGACAAGACAACUGCAUUAUAUUACUAAAGUGAGUCUUGAAUCAUUUAUAAAACUUUGUGAAAAAUAUAAUUUGUGACUCAAAUUCAGGGUCCUACACAAAAGUAGGUGAGGUGCAUGGUCUGGGUCUUCAAAUUCUUUAAUAUUUAAAAUAGUGUUCCAGUAGAGUUACCUGAUUCUGGGUAAGAGAACUGGUUUCAAUGCUUUUCUUUCAGCCUACACGUUAAAUUAACAAAAUAAAAAAGAACAGAACAAAAAUUUAAAGACAUAUAUAUAACGAAGUAUAUUAAUUUUCUUAAAUACAGUUAGUUUAAUCCCAAAAAAUUAUUUAUUAAUAUAAUGCAGAAUUCCAGAGUUUCGCAGAAUUCUCAAGUAUUUUCUUUUUUACAUUUUUGUGUUGAUUGCUUUUACAAAAAUCUAAAAUAUUACUUAUUUUUGUGGAUUCAGUGCAUAGAAUGAUCAUUAAUAAUUAUUUAUGGAAAAUGAAUCAGAAGUAGCGUUUCCCUUCGUUUUAUCGAGUGCUUGAGUAACUCAGAUAAAAUUGUUUUUACAACAGUAAUUUCGGUAAAAGCUAAUUUUCCAUAAAUCAUGACAGAAAAUUUAGUAUCUUCGUAAAUAAUCUUCUUCAUAUGCGCUUAAUACCUCCCAUUUCUUGACUUUCAGAUUACUUCUGUUGGUCUUCAUUUUCUUUUUGAGGGCUGUUAAAAUUUUCCCUUUGGAUAUUUUCAAGUGAAUUCAGUGAUGUAUGCAUGCCUAUAUAGAAUAUUUUUAAUAAAAACUUAUACCUACAUCUUAAUUGAAGAUAAGAUUAUUGAUAGGGAAAUUAAAGUUAUAACACCUGCAAAACCGCAGACAGACAAGCGAACGAAAAGUGUUCUGUUUUGCAGUUCCUGUAUAAAAGUAAUGCUUAAUUAACGACGAGAUAAAAUUUUGGUUAUUGGAUUAAAAAUCCUUGAUGGCACUGAAUGAGAGUUCUGUUGUAAUCUGAAAUUAAUAUUUCAUCUUAUUAUAACAUGGACGAUUUUAGUAGUGUUAUUUUGGUAAAACAUUGGAAAUAAUUUAUUUAGUAAAUUGUUAAUGAUUAACCUUUUCGUAGAUGUGAAAUCGGAAUCGACAUCCUCAAAUAUGUAAAUGUUACUGUACAACUGUGGUCUUCAGGCUGUGAACUUUGAGUUUCCUAACAACUCCUCCUCUAGGGCUUCCACAGGUCAAAUCCAAACUUAGAAAAUUGUGAUACUGCUUGGAUCUCAAAUCUAAAAUGAUAAGUUAAAUAAUAUUUUUUAUUUCUAUUGUUGUUAGCUAAAAUGAAUGAUUUUCAUUUUAGCUAACAACUAAAUUAUGCUAAAUGAUUUUCAUUUCAAUUUUCAUAGAAAGUGUAUUAAAUUUUAAUGUAUUUUCGGUGCUUAUUUAAUAUUUAUUUUUCUAAGGAUGGUAGGGGCAGUGGCGGACCUACAACUAUUAAGGCCCGGGGCAGAAAUCUUCCUGGGGCCCUCCUUAUUGAAAUGAUUACCAUACGUAUGUCAACAUAAACAUAUAAUUUAUUUAACUAUAAUUAAACAGAUAAAAUGAUUUGGAAAGCAAGAAAUCUUAAAGACUUAAAGCAAAAACAACAUGCAUCGAGCAGACAAACAUAUAUUUAAAAAAGCUUAUUAAUCUGCCAUUUUUUAUGUUUUAAAAAAAUGCUGCUCUGUCAAUCAAAAAAAAAAGUUAAAACUGUUUUUUGCACGCUUAGACUUCUGAAAAUUUUUUAUAGCUUUAUCAAAAUUGAUGGUUUUAGCAACUGGCUUUUAGCUCAAUGGAAAAGACUUCCAAACCAUAAGUCUUACUUGGUUCAUUGUUGAUCAGAGGUUAUUUUUAAUCAAUUUUGGAAAGGUGCUCUCGCAAAAAGCAACUGAAACGUACACUGUUAAAAAAGUCUUUAAUACCAAAUAUAAGUUCAUUUCCACAAUAAACUUUAACAUUUUCAGAGCAAACCACUUUUUAGCUUCAUCCUUUCCACUUAUGCUAUUUGAAGAUAAUGUCUUAACCGUUUAAUUUCAUUUUGUUCUAUCUGAUGAAAAGUUUCCUUGAAAUUUGGAAAUCAGCUUUCGAAGUUACUAAUCAGUUUAGCGGCCCUAAUGACAGCUUCGUACAAAACCAUAUCGUAAUGAUGAAUCUUUUGAUAAUUUGCAACAGCGACUUUGUGAUUAAUUUGCUUUACAAAAUUUUAAGCUACUAGACUGCACAAGUAUAGAUUUUAACAAAAUGUUUAAAUUGUAUAUGUGUUAACGUGUAAAGACUGCUAAAUACCUUAUGGAGACAAGCACCUUAAAAUAUCCACAAAAUAUAACACAUUUUAAAGCUCAGAUCUUUAUGACUGGUUUAUGAGCAUGAAAUUUUGUUUACUGAUUUCGUACUCUUAUUAUAUUUGUAUACUUAUUUUACUUUAUUAAUAAUGUAUUUGCUACCUUUCUUUUAUGUCCCAAAUAUUAAAAUAUUUUAAAUACAUCCACAUAAUAAUAUUGUUAAUAUGUUUAUUUAAUUUGUAUAUUAUGCACUGCAUUAUAUAACAAGAUCAGCAUUUUUAUCUAAUUUUUUUAUUCAAAGUAGAAGAAUAAUGCUCAAUUACAAUGAUCUACAUUAAAAACAAUAGAAUUAUAUUUCUUAAAAAAUAAUAUUUUAUUUAUGUAUUUAUUUAUUUCUGUAACUCUAAAAUCAGAUAUUUUUAACAUAAUUAAUAAUUUCUAAAAUUUUAUGGCGAGAGGCACAAUAGUUGUCCUUUUAAACUCACUUAGGGUUUAUUAAGCUGGUAAUUUUAUUUUUUUUUAUUUUUUUUUUUUAUAAAUUCUGACCAAUGGUUUCGGAGAAAUGAUGCAUACAAGCAGGAAAAUUAGCAAGGCUGAUCGAUCGCUUCUGACAGGCUGUGUGAAAAUGUUACGCAUUCUCCAUAACUGGUUACACCUACUGGAAAAAUUUCGUGUUACUGUACGGAUGAUGAGCGCAAAUGUUACUUAUGCAGAGCUGCCAUGUGCGUAAUUGUCACGCCACUACAUAAUCAUCUUCCCAGAAUACGAAGUCCCUUUUUUAUAUUCCUGCAGAAAGGUAAAUAUUCCUUAGGUUCUUUGGAGGGCCCUUCCUGAUCAGAAGCCCAGGGCUGUCCGCCCCUUUCUGUACGCCACUGGGUAGGGGCUCCACCAGAAAAUGUAACAGUUAGGGGUUCUUUCGGCCUGAAAGCCACACCUUUAUAUGCUGAUGCAUUUACUUAAUUUAAUAUUUCUAGGGAUAUGUAAAUGUUCUUUGUAAUGAGAAAUCUAUCUGAGUUGUUCUAUAGUGUAAUAAUGAAGUUGAUGACACUGUAGUUUAUUUAUGCAAGAAUGCAGAUUGUAGAUAUUGUCAACGCAAAAUGGAAUUUAGAACUAAUUUAGAAAUGAAUCAACUGUCAGUAAAUAUUGAAUUGCAAAUAUAUAUAUAUAUAUAUAUACACAUGCACUCUGUUCUUGUCAUGUACAAUUUAGAUCACUAUAGUUUGAGAACUGGAGCUGAAAGAUUUUUCAAUUAAUAGUGAUUCACUAUUAAAAAGUGAGACAACAGACAACGAUCUCAUGAGGCAAUACUGUUGAUACUACUGUAAUAUAAUAUUUUAUUUAAUGUUUAUAAGUCUAUAUAUGUCUGAACUUUAUUAGUAGAAUAUAUGUCUGUUUAGUAUUGAAAUAUUUUGUGUUGCAUUUUGUAUGUUUUAAGGUAAAGGAUUUGUAGAACUGUUGUGCCAAACGAAGGCAGAACUUCCAAAUAAUGCAAAGUUUAUUUUUGUUAUGUUUUAGGAGAGCAUUUAUUGAAAGUUGCAAUAAAUUUAACUUUCAAGUGUG